AUGGAGCGAUGCUCAUGGAAAGAGCCGACGAAGGUUUUGGCCCGAUUCUAUGGCCUCCCUAAGGUGCACAAAGACGACGCUCCUCUCCCACUCAUCGUGUCGCUCAAAGGUACGCCAACGUACGGACUGGCUAAAUGGCUGUUCCGACGUCUCAAGUUCCUGACCGCUGAGUCAGACACCACGGUCUUUUCGGCAGCACAGUUCCUGCAGAAACUCAGAUGGGUGAUCCUCCAUCCUAAUGAGGUCAUGGUAUCAUUUGAUGUUACAUCCCUUUUUACUUCUAUUCCCCAGGACCUGACGAUCGAGACAAUGGAAGUGCUUCUACAAAGCAAACAAGAUGAAACGGAGAGUCGUCUUGGAUGCGCCCAAGUCCUUCAGCUCCUGAAGUUCUGUCUCAGGACGUACUUCACUUUCGACGGGACAAUCUACGAAGAGGUGAAGGGCACACCCAAUGGGUUGGCCGAUUUCGGGGUUCAUCGCCGAGGCGGUCCUGCAAGGGUUAGUAUCGCUGGGCUUCCUUACCCGCCGAUCGUGUCUUCUUCUUCUUCUUCGUCAAAACUUUUUCCUGGGACUCGUCUCUUCGCUUCUAUUGACAAUGUGUUUGGGCGCGAUGCACUCCGAUCGGCCCGGCGAUGGGAAAACUUCGCCCUUCGUGAGGCCCCCACGUAUUCGCAGAUCCGGUUUUUGCACAGGUGUCUCGACAAUAAUGUGUUGCCGAAAUGUGUUUCAUACAAGCCCCCGAUUAACACAGAUUUGGCGAGACGAGCAGUAUUUCAACAUGGUAGAAGAAUGAUUCGGGUGCUACUCCACGAUUGCCACGCGAGACUUCGCAAGUACCGUCAAAGGAUUGACCAAGAAAAGACCAAAUGCUGUGAGUUCAUAGGCAAGAUGGGUACAAAUCUGCUCCUGCAUAGGAUAGCUGAACAAGCGGGCGAACAGAGAAUGAUACGUGACGCAGCACUGGAGAACAAAUUCGUAAAGUUGUUCAAUUCAACGACGCCCAGAAACGACCAACUGGUGCACAACCUGUCGUCAAAUGAGCUGACGAAGGAUCAGAUGCAGGUUUUACGACACGAAGCUUCAUUCAACACGACUGACGCCAAACCUCUUAACAUGAGUGCAGCAGUGGAAUCAAUCCUUAGUCAGACGGAGGCAACGGAGGAGACUAAGAGCCUCAUCCGACAUCAAGUGUCGUCUCUCCUAAUGGCCCACAGUCCGCGGUCCUGCGUACACGCGGACACCUGCUUACAAGUAAGCUUUUCCGCGUAUAUUGCAAAGACUUCAGGAAAAUCUGCUUCGAAGAAGUCGGCGGAGGUGAGUUGUAGUGAGGGAGAUUACCUUGACUAUCUUCCCACGCAUAUUAGGACUUUAAUUAUGCGGAGCGUCUACUGCGCCUCAUAUUUCAGCUGCAGAACAUUUAUUUCAUCCGCACGGUGAAAAAGUUCCUAAAUGCUUUCCAUGAGGCAGUCCAAGAAAUCGCAAUGUGCUCCGACUAAGGCGGAAGUUCACAAUAGACCGAAGAUUACUCUGUUGUCCUUUGACGUACUGCAUUGUUUAGUAUCGAUUUAUGUGAAUUUCACUGGGAGGCAUUGAAAAUGCAUACAGUAUGGCCGCCUCCUUCUCACAAGUUCGAUUUAUGUCCUCCUAUAUAAAAGCGAUUAGAAAGCCUUUCAGAUGCGUAUAGAUGUUUAAUGAAACAGAACGGUUAAUGACAAACGCCGUCAUGCACAUCUCUAAUAUAUUAUAUUUGUCUAAAAUAUUAAAUCAUACUCCUCUUUAGAAUUUUGUCCAUCAUUCACCGGAAAGGACACCUCAAGACUUUUGGUCAUUUGUUGUUUACUUGUAGUCACAAAAAGCCUUUUUGAAUCGUUAGUUUGUUUGCAAUUUAUUUGUCUUUGAUUCUACUUACCUCAAACGAUAGUUGAGGUACAAUGACCAAGGGCUCGAAUAUCUCUUUUUUGAAAUUCGCCAACGGCAAUGCUCUUAAGUUCGUUGUGUUCUGAUGACUUCUACACCUUAGCUUGCGCUCAGUAAACCCAAGCUCGAAAACUGUGGAAUAUGCACGGCUGCAACUAAUCGGCUUAAUUUCAGUUCUUGUGUAUAAGUGAGGUGAAGUGGCGACCUUGUCCUUCUUUCCGUAACAGACGCAAAUUCAGGCCGCACAUAAGUGAGACAUGAAUUUUCGAUUUAACUUAGUGGUCCAUACUAACUUAUCCGGUCCUCCGUUUUCUCUUAGAAUAUUUAAGCUGCAAAAGCUGACGGUUUACUCUCUCGUAUAUUUGUUGGUUAUCGAAAACGUUGGUAAGGAAAUUAAUUGAGAAUUGUUUUAGGACAUCUGAUUAGGCUAAGGGUUGGCGGGCGCCAACAGGUCCAAGUUUGUCCAGAGUUCAUUAAAGUCGUAAAAGUCCAGAAAUCUGCUCUCGGCUAACUACCCGCAUUCAAGUUAACAAUGCAAGAAUGCUUGACGAAGCAUCUUGCCAUCGCUGAUCUUCACUGUCGAUCGAGAAUCCGGCCUUUAGAAGAUCUAAUGGGAUGUUAUACGUACAUUCAAGCCAAGAGAUCGCUGCGCCUGACUUCGUGUUCCAGAAGUGUCCUAAUUGGCGUCUUUGCUAUGCUCCGUUGUGGAUUUGCACAACUUUGGGCUGUCGUUAUGUUUCAAUUACAUGCUGCGGCGAGUCUCACCUCUUCGUGUCGCAAAGUAUAUGUAUUUACAAGUGUUUGGUUAGUUCUUCUUGCUUCUAUUUCCGUUUGGCCGCGUAGAAGGCCUUUUAUGACAUUCUAAUAGAAGUGCGAUUCAGGAAACCUUUCCUAUCACGCAGUAACCACUCAGAACACAAUUAUACGUAGCGCUACUUUCAUCAGCUUUGUUGUGCUUUUCCCUGAAAUAUUUAUAGCAAAGUGCAUUUCAGGCUGAUUGUUGAAUGUCAAUGCAAAUGCCGCAUAGCUCAGAUGUGGUUAUAAUAGUCCCACCUGAGGUAAAAAACUUCUAGGCACCUAAGAUACAAGUUCGGCUGUAAAGUGGGCUUUUAUAGGUAGGGCCGGGGAAUGCACAGGCGAGGAGGUAAAAUAGUUGUGCACAAAAUAAAAGCUAUUGUUAAUGUGCCGUUGCGCUUUGAGUGGUUCAGAAAUAGUUUCCCUAAUCACUAACCCUUAUCCCUAUCUCGAAUCCCUAACUCGAAUUUCUAACUACAAACCCUAACUCGAACCCCUAACUCUAACCGCUAAUUCGCACCCCUAACCCCUAAUCCCAACCCCUAGCUAUAAUGUCUAACCCUAAAACCAUAGUCCUAAACCCUAUUGUAUGCGUCUAUCAAGUUGGACUACAUAACUAUAUCGUUGAAGUUCCAUGCGUAUAUCGUGUGUCUCUUGAGGUCAGCGAUGGGACGCAAGUAAAUUUAUCUCCUUAAACUGUAUUCUCAAUGGAUAUUUACGUUUUACUUAGGUUCCAAGAUAUGCACUAAAAAAUACUUUGAUACCUGCUAGCCUUGGGAGCAAAACCGUCAACUAAGGACGUAAAUGCAAAUACUUUGGAUAAAAAUAGAGGGCCUAUGGCACAUUCUGUUAAUCAGGUUUUAAGUAUGAACCUUUAAAAUGCUUAAGACGGUGGCGGUUGAGAUUAAAUGGAGUACGACUGGGUUUUAUGUACAAGCAAAUUGCACAUCAGCGCUCACUUAUCCAACACAUGUCUCAAUUUGCCAUACUUUACAAUUCCACUUAUGAGUCACUUCAUAACACUUUUGGAAUUGCCUGUAACUAUUGGGAUCAUAAUGCAUGAAGUCUCAAAAAAGUGAAAAAUAUGUUUGUUUAAUAGCCCUUGAAGUGGAGCGAAUAAACGUGCCCCUAGUUGAUGAUAUAACUGCAAGUACACAUAAUGAGAACACAUCUGCUAAUACUUUUAUUUCCGCUGGAAGACAAGGAAUUAUGAUGCCUAGUGAACUUAUGCAUGAAAUGUCUAGUGGGUCUUUUUUCAGAGUACACGUUGCAUGUUGUCACGCAGUGCUCUCGAAUAUUUUCAAAGGCAUCUAUAUUGUGAUUGUUGAAAGCAAAGAUCUUAACCAGCCGCUCGUCUAAUGCUGUCGGUUCCAGGAACAAGCACUGUGUCCCUUCCUCUGUCCGCCUCCAGGGAUAGUUACUUCGUCCACCUGACCAGGCACCACCGUAUACAUGGAAACACGGAUAUAUGAUUGUGCAGAUUAUGUCUUUGCGGCGUCCGAGAUUCCAAGUUCAGGAUUGGCCUCUUUCGGUGACUGGAACUGACUGCCUUAGUAGUUUGCAAGCAAACUAAUUAUUUUUGUAUCAUCAGCUCACACACUCCGUGUUCCAACUUCUAAAUCCGAACGUACGCAUCCAAGCAAUAUGUGUUUCUGUACGUUUAUUAGAAUACCUCUGUUAAGGGAGGGAGGGGGGCUGAAACUGCACGCAUCAGUCUUAAUUUCCUAAUACAAAUGCCGUGGACAGAUAUUUCCAAAACGCGUUUCCGGUCCGCCUACUCAGCUCGUCAACCAGCAGGAAUAGGGUGAAUAUGGAAAUUAUUGGUUAAAUCCUUGGUCUUGAGGGUUAUGAUUGCACAUAAAACCUGCCCUUCGUCAUAAGACCCAUCUGGAAGAGUGUUUUGAUUCCUAGGUUUCACAUAUGGACAUAGAGCGUCUGGUCGACAUGUCCAUCAAUUCCCCAAAAAAUAUAAACACUGAAAAUCAAAGGAAAAACCAAAAAUCAAUUCGCAUAUCCAUGACGGAUGAAAGACAGCACAAAACCUGAUACUGACCUCCCUGAUCCAUAUGCAAUUCGCUCAACGUGUCAGAACGCCCGUGAAUUUAAAUCUACAUAUUAGCAAUAAGAGAAUAUUACGUUGGGGAAUAUCCAUUCAGCAAGUUUUGUGCACCCGUAAUCUAACCGUGAAGUGUAAACGCACAUAAGACGGUGAAGAUACCAAGACCUACAUUUAAAUUAUACAGGAAACUAGACAUUAAUGCUUUGGGUAUUCUUUUGCAGGUAGUACCGUGAAUCAGGUCUACACAAGCUGCAAAACAUGCGGUCUGGAUAUCGAACUGCUAUAUAUGAUCAGAAGAGCAGUAUAGGUUCGUGAGAAUGGAAGGAUCAAAGCCGGCUGCUGGACCCUUGUAGGCGCAACCAGCAAUUGCGUACUCAAGACAGUCAUAUCCUUCGGGAAAAUAGUCCUCAUGGAACUUGUUGGCAAUUAGCCUGUGGGAGUUGAUCAAUUCCGGCAAAUGUUGAGAUCCGAGAAUGCAAACAUCACGGACGUACUUGGUAGGACAUGGGUUUUGCCUCCAGAACUUGUAGCGGACAAUCCCCGGAAGACAAAGUACAUCCACGUUCUCAUCACUGAACUCGUGAAGAUUCUAACAGGCGCCAGGGGCUCCCAAAUGUGCAUUGUAGGCGAGGGUUCCGUACAAAUGCUCAUCCGGGAAUUGUAUUAUACGCGAACUGCCUCAGCGCUUCCCUCACCUUUACAGCCCUCUGGUCGUUAAACAUAAACUUCACGAAUUCCCUUUUUACGACGAUGUGAUCUGUAUUCUUUAUCCAGGUUGGCUUUGUUUUAAGUAAUAACACAAGAUGAAUUACUUUGUGAUUCGUGGACAAUAAAAGAUUUCUCGGUCCUAAGUUUGCCAUAAGCGAAUAGUCAAUAACCAUGCUCAAGGUAGCCGAACAUGAUGGAGACUAAACUCUGUCGUAAUUCUUUAAAGAGUCAUACAUGUACCAAUAAGGAUCAAACGUUUUUGUACACUAUUAACAAACGCAGCCAAGUUUUUUCGUCAAGCACGAUUAUGAGACGAGGGAUGUGGUGAGACUGAGUAAACCAAGACCGGAUGGAACUGCAAUCACAAUAAUUUGAUCAUUGAGGAGAGGUAGUAUUUGAAGCAGUUUUAACGCACUUUAUUUACAUCUUGGGGAAUGGGAGUCGAAAAUGUAUCAAACAUAUUUUCCUAACUCGCCUAGAGAUCGACCCCGCAAUUUCGUGGCUAGGAAGAUUAACUUCCAAACAACAGGUCGCGCGUUUGAAGCCCAGGAAUUUCAAAAAGUAGGAUCCGAUCUGGCUUACUAGAUACGGCAAAUAAGCUAAAAAUGGUGUUUUCGUUUUCGUUGGCAGUUUUGGCACUGAUACUUCGCAUGUAUAUACGUGGAUACGGUUUAUUCGCACAAUAAGUUUUUGCCUGUUCCUGAACCCCCUUGAGCCAUAUGAAGCACGUGUUUUUCUGAAAGCCAGUGAAUCGGUGUACGCCCAUUCCUGAGAAAAUAAAUACCGGAUCUGCAGAGGCAGAGAAUGGCAGGUAGCGAGGUACUGAUGAACGUCGAUUCAAUGAAGUGCUUAUGACCCAUGUGUUAGACCGCUCUGUGGACCAUCUGCACCGUGAACGAGCACAUGAUUGGGUUUCUGGUUACAACUACUGGUCGGGAUUCUGGAUGGCUGAAUGAAGUCAAACCACACCCCAUACUCCCCGCGCGCGACACUCCGACCUUUAGACUGUUGAAGUCGCUUUAAAAACGAUUCCAUUUCCUGAUAGAGGAUUUCGAAUGGACGUUGAAGUCAGCUGACCAGUUCCUGAGGAGUAACAAACAUCUAUAAAUAGAGCUAGAGGAGAUGAUAAUAUUCGUUUGACGCGGUCACCUUAAUUCAUCUCCAUUCCAACCUGCCUUGCCAAAAACACCGUUUAUUAGAUUCUAUAGGAAAAGUUAAAUGAAAGUGAUCAGGGACUUAAACGAAUGCACGUUGCAAAACUUCUGGAAUUAUGCCUCAGAACUUUAUUCUCUUUCAACAACUGGGUUAACGAGCAAAAGAAGGGAAUAUCGAUGGGCUCCCCGCUGUCUCGGCCGAUUGCUGAGGCUGUACUGCAGAGUCCUGAAUCACCAGUUUUCCGUUCCUGCUUCCCAAAAUUCUGGGCCCGAUACGUCGACGACACAUUUGUCGUAAUCAAGGGGAACCACGCUCAGGACUGCAAGGUCUUGUGAAACUCAAUAGUCCCAGACAUUUAAUUAAUAAUGAAAGAGGAGAACAACAACAAGUUGCCAUUCCUUGAUGUCAAUGUUGCAAUGCAAGGACGGCUAGUGAGGGGAUAAGAACUACGGUAUAUCGUAAGGCGACUUAUACUAGACGCAACCGCCAAUUCCGAAGGAACCACUCUUUUGGUCACAAACGCAAUUGUGUCAGAGCUCUUCUCCAACGAGUUCAAGCACACUGUAGUGACGACGUCGGGAAGGGAGGAAGCAAUAUAUCUACAUCCCAUAUUCGCAGCUAUUGGUUACCCACGAUCCCUUAUACGUGAGUGCCGACGAAAAGGGGAGGACCCAUAGGCAUGCAGACCUAGCAGCGACAACGACGGCCGGUAAGAUGACAGAUGUCUCACGAGCGCAACAGCGGUCGCCCACGCAGACAGCAAAGCCAAUCUCCAGCCAGCAGGAAGAACAGAGAUCGUGCAUCGGGCAUGCCUAUAACACGAGACAGGCGGCGAGACAGAACAACUCUGGGCUAGAAAGGAACAAACGCCCAACCACUAACCUUAUGAUAGAAGGAGGAAGUUUCCGAAACGUCAGCACAAAUAUUGUUUAGCCUAUGAAGUAGACUCUUUUUAUUUUUGUUAUGGAGAUGAUGGACGAAAUAUAUAUAUAUAUAUAUAUCAAUCAGGAAUGGGCGCACACCGAUCUAUUGGCUUCACAAAGCAAACAAGCUCCGUAUGUGUGGCAAAGGUCACGAACAGGCAACCAAUUACCAGGCCGAAGUCGGCCAAGUCAUAAUAGCAGCGAGGAGGGGCGACAGAGAAUGCGGGUAGAUUGAUACAGCACUGUUUCGGGCUUAUUCUGCCUUCAUUCAGCCAAUCAUAACCCUGACCACCAGCAGCUGGCACCAGAAAGACAAACAUGCGCACAGACGCACCUGGCGCAGUCGGUCCACCACUGAGGCCUACCAGAUGGGUCAUAAGCACUUCAUCGAACCGAAGUUCAUCAGUGCCUCGCCACCUGUCAUUCUCUGUCGCUGCAGAUCGGGUAUUUAUCAAUCAGGAAUAGGCGCAUGUUUGUGUUUCUGGUGCCAGCUGCUGGUGGUCAGGGUUAUGAUUGGCUGAACGAAGGCAGAAUAAGCCCGAAACAGUGCUGUAUCAAUCUACCCGCAUUCUCUGUCGCCCCUCCUCGCUGCUAUUAUGACUUGGCCGACUUCGGCCUGGUAAUUGGUUGCCUGUUCGUGACCUUUGCCACACAUACGGAGCUUGUUUGCUUUGUGAAGCCAAUAGAUCGGUGUGCGCCCAUUCCUGAUUGAUAAAUACCCGAUCUGCAGCGACAGAGAAUGACAGGUGGCGAGGCACUGAUGAACUUCGGUUCGAUGAAGGGCUUAUGACCCAUCUGGUAGGCCUCAGUGGUGGACCGACUGCGCCAGGUGCGUCUGUGCGCAUGUUUGUCUUUCUGGUGCCAGCUGAUGGUGGUCAGGGUUAUGAUUAGCUGAAUGAAGGCAGAAUAAGCCCGAAACAGUGCUGUAUCAAUCUACCCGCAUUCUCUGUCGUCCCUCCUCGCUGAUAUAUAUAUAUAUAUAUAUAUAUAUAUAUAUAUGAGAUGAAGAGGCGAUCUCGGGAACCAUGAUUGUAUUGUCCUGACGUUUCAAAAGCAGACAAGCUUUCAUCGUCGGAGGUGAGUAUCGUACGGCAUCACACAGUAUUUAUAGGAGGGGGAUAGAUAUCAGUCAUGCUAACACGGUGGUAAUUAUAGGGGGAGGGGGUGGUUAAUCGGCUUUGGCGCUAAUGGCCCGCAUACGCACAGGGAUCGUCUCUGUAGUCGCCGGGGCAGAGCGGGAGGGAGGGUGACUGCUGUCAAUCUGCCUGUCUCUCGUCGGGGGGCGGAAUUUGAACGUUGGUGGCCAUCGCCCGCAUUCGCGUUGACCUUAAUUGUCGUGCUGGGUUGCUAGUCUUGAUGGCAUCCCUCUGCCCGUGUUUCUCUCCGUCUGUCAGAGUAGUAGUUGAGGCAACAGUAUUGAUGACUGCGCCUUCGUCGGGCCCGAUUUGCGGUGUGGCUACAUGUAGGUCCGUCUUAGGCUCUCCCGGGUUUGGAUCCACGUCCGGCCUGACCUCGUGCUUGCUCUUUAGUUCGUUGAGCUGCGUCCGGAGGGUUUGGUAUGCUGUCGGGAGGGCGACACAACGGUUUAUUGAGGUUGUUUCCGUGUGCCAGGCCUCGAUCGAUUCCCUGGUUACGCAACUGUUGCCUCGACCCAGAAUUUUGGCGUUCUGGAAGGCAAAAGUGUGUCCAGAGUCCGCGCAGUGUUCCGCCAUCAGAGACAAUGGGUCCAUUCUCCUCACUGCCCGCAUGUGUUCGUUAACACGAGUUUGUAACCGUUUGCCUGCCUUUCCGACGUAGUUUGCUUGGCAAGAGUUACACUGGACCCGGUAGAUGACGUUUGUCGUCUCACCUCGUGGCAGGGGUCUUUCGGUUUCAUAACCAAAUGCCGAAUGGUUGAGUCUGGUCGAUGAGCGAUCCCGAUCCCCAAGGGCCUUAGGAGGCGGGAAAGUGCCUCAGAGACGCCGUCGAUGAAUGGCAGUGCACUCCAGACUUUUGGCUGUUCUGUCACCCGAUUUUGGCCUGGUUUAGACUGCCUGCUGCGCUCGAUGAAGUUACGGGGAUAUCCGUUGGCCAUGAAAAGGCGCUGAAGAUAGCGGAGUUCUGUCCUUCUGUCAUCCGGUUCGCGGCAGUGUGUUUCUGCUCUACUGUAGAGAGUUCGCACACAGAUGCGUUUGUGACAUAACGGGUGUUUACUGUGAUAGUUUAGGAUUUGGCGUGUGUUGGUAGCCUUCCUGUACACCGUCGUUUUUAUGUGCCCGUUCGUGCAGCAUCGGUCACACCGAUUCAGUCACACCGAUGCUGCACCUACGGACUUCCUAGCCAACCUUGAAUCCCUCCUUCUGACCUCCGACGUCCCUGAUGACAUGUGUGCGGACAUUCGCAGUUGCGUUACUGGUCUCCUCCGACAAAGGAAACAUCAUCACACCCUUCCGACCGAAGAGAAAAAGGCGUUGCGAUCGCUAAAGACAGAUGACAAAAUAGUUAUUAUGUCUGCUGACAAAGGAGGAGCAACCGUUAUCAUGGAUAAGGUUGACUACGUCAACAAGGCAAACCAAAUCUUUGAUGACAGGGAAGCCUAUGCACCACUCGCUGCAGACCCAACGAAAAAGCAAGCCGCGACUAUCAAGAAGAAAGUGAAUGAGCUUGCCCGAUUGAAGCUCAUAAGCCCCGAUGAUAGCAGAUCUAUGACCCUCAAUGACCCCCGUAUCGCACGUGCGUACGGCCUUCCGAAGGUGCACAAGACAGUUGCGCCGCUGAGGAUCAUUGUGCCACUUAUUGGAUCCCCUACUUACAACCUUGCCAAGUGGUUAUACAGACACUUAAAGCACCUCGCAAAUGGAUCGCAAUACAGCAUCAAAAACGUUCAGGCUUUCCUACAAAAGAUCCAAGGCCUUGAAGUAAGUCCUGACGAAUGCAUCCUAUCGUUCAAUGUUGUUGCCCUAUUUUCUUCAAUAUCACACGACCUAGCGAUUGACAGCGUAGCCGGAUGUCUAGAGCAAAGUCCCAUUGGCAUUCCAACAGAACAUGUUCUAGAAAUGCUUAAGCAUUGCCUCAAGAAUUAUUGUCAGUUCGAUAGCAAGUACUAUCAACAAGUAAAGGGCACCCCAAUGGGCUCCCCAAUAUCGGGGCUGCUAGCAGAACUAGUCUUGCAGCGACUAGAACAGGAUGUUGUGCACACCUUCGAACCAAAAAUGUGGCUCCGCUACGUGGACGACACAUUUGUCAUCAUAAAGACCAGGGAAGUUGAGCGAUUGCAUCAGAGCUUAAACAGCGUCUUCCCGGCUAUACAGUUCACCCGCGAGGAAGCAACAGGAGAUACCCUCCCGUUCUUAGAUGUGAGCAUACAAAGACUCCGUGAUGGCAAACUAGCGACAAGCGUCCACAGAAAAGAUUCUAAUGCCGAAAUCAUACUUAACUAUGGGAGCAAUCAUCCUGCGGCCCAUAAACGAAGCUGUGUCCGCACUCUUUUUCAUCGGGCCUAUCGCAUCUGCAACAGUGAUGACUAA
Spirometra erinaceieuropaei is the source of this 11063-nucleotide messenger RNA. NCBI's taxonomy places the organism in Eukaryota, Metazoa, Platyhelminthes, Cestoda, Diphyllobothriidea, Diphyllobothriidae. The record is from the annotation of a GenBank genome assembly.